UCGUGCACAGAAGAGCUUAAACCACCCAAAGGAGGAACAGGACUAAACCGUCCACUCUGCUGCACUGAAAUCACGUUGGGGGGAUGAGACACUCACUGCCCUUUUCUGCUUGCAUGAAGGCAUCAUCAAAAUACAGGGCUGCCUCUCUGGCUGAAGCACCAGCACUAUGCUUGCACCGAGGGCAGGCUGAGCCGAGAGCCCAGGGAACGCCGAGUCCUGCUCCAGUGUGAGAAGAGCAUGUCCUGAUGCAUAGCAGACAGUUAAUUCCCGUUUUUGAAACCUCUAGCCUGGCACUUCAUAACAGGUUGACUCAGCUCACACUUGCUUUAGUGAGAGAUGAACCACAAAGGGGUGCUUUCGUACAAGUUCAUUACAUCGGGUCCUCAAGCCACGCUUUUUUAAGGGCACACCAUUCAACAUGGGGAUUAGAUGAAAUGAUUCCAAUUUUGACUCGUUCACAGUGACAUAUAAAAUUGGGAAAUCUUUUGACAAGGAAGACAUUUAUAGGUAUACUCGGGCUCACAUAUGCAUGUAUAUGUAUUUGUAUAUAUACUUGAAAAAAAAUCAAUGUCACAUUGUGUCACUGCUACCCCAGAGACUUUGUCCCAAGUGCCAUGCUUCUUAAGAUUUUUAUCGAUCAAUAUUUACUUUUCCAUUCCCUUCUGGGAUUAGUUUCAAGAAAUAGACUUCCACAUCUCAUGCCAGCAAAUGCCGACGAAGUGAAGGGCAUGAACGUAAAGCUUAAAGGUUGACUUCAAGGCGAACAAACAACCCCCCCCAGACCCAGCCUGCAGUUCAGCUUUGCUCCCCAGAGACUACUCUCUGUUGUGGUUAUUGAUACUGUUCAAAAUACCAAUACUCUUUAUCCAUGUUGUUUGAAAGCAGAGUGGUUUUUUUCAUGUUCACUAAAAGAUGAUCUGCCUUUAUAUAAAGCCAUCUUCUUUUAAGCACAAAUAUUAUUAAACUCACAGGAAUCCAUAAAGAGUGAUGGGACAUUUUUCUAAAACGUCAGGCCCAUACAUCUUCCACGUUCUGCGAUUCGGAAGCAGUGUAGAAGGCCAUAAACCAUCCGACUGCUGUGAUUCACUGCUAUGAUUCAUAUGCUUGAUACAAAUAUUCAGAGAUCAAAGUGGUACCUACCGCAAAAAGGAUUUUAAAUGAUUUUUUAAUGUCUACCAUAAAGAUGGACUUUUCAGCUGAAGCAAUAUUCUUCUGAUUGAUAUUGGCUAUUUUAGGUAGCAAGUCCCCUGCAGUAAAGAUUGACGCUUCCUUUAUGAAUUGUAUGGUGCAGUACAUAAAGCAAUGCACUCCGCAGAUGUGUUUCCUCUCUGACCUAGGCUGAAUAUGAGACACUCAGCACUCAGGAGGUUUUCUGGGCAAAAGUUUGCCGGGAGUUAAAAAAAGAACAGGAAUUUCUUCACAGCGAAGGAAUCUGGAAGCUCUCCUAAACCUCCUUGUAUUAACUUUGUGGUACAUGAAGGUGUUAAACUGGCAUGUGUCUAUUGACGGGGGAGUGAUCCUUUUAAGUCCUCUGCUUCGUCUCCACUUGUGGAAUUUGUUGUGCCAGUGGGACGAGGCUGGCUAUAAAACCCCAGCGCAGGGGACCUCCGUCCCGCUCAGGCAGCCCGUGACUGCGUCCCCGCCAAGAGCAGCCCCGGGGACACUCACCCGUUCAUCCCUGCUGGGUGGGCGACUGCGUUGCCGACGGAGGAGGAUGGACGCGAGGUUCGCCUGGAUGCUCUGCGCGCUCUGCCUGGUGGUCACGGUCAGAGCGUUUACCCAGGAAGGGGUCAAGGAGAUUUUGCUGGAGCAGCUGGGGCUCUCUGAGGUCCCUAAACUUCAUAAGAGAGACCUGGUGAAUCUGGUUAUCCCAGACCACAUAAAGAACAAAUACAUCUCACUGCUGAAGCGCCACAGGGUGAAGCGCAGAGCUUUGCCGAGCCUGGCCGGCAUCCUCAGGGGAAUCCCUGGCAACGCAGACAUCCCAGGAGAAGUCCUCUAUUCUGAUACCACACGCCAGAAUCUCAUCUUUGACAUGGAGGGGAGGAUACCUAAAAACAGUGAAGUGACAAUGGCUGAACUGAAGCUUUUCAAAAAGCCUCUGGACAGAACAAACCUGCCCGCCAAGCAGUCUCACAGGCCCGUCUCCAACGCCAGAGUCAGCGUGUACUGGGUGCAACGGCAGCUCGAUGGGACCAACAGGACCUCCCUGAUAGACUCACGGCUGGUUCCCAUACAAGAGUCAGGCUGGAAGAACUUUGAUGUGACGCAGGCCGUGCAUUACUGGCUACGAAACAAGAGGCGGGAGCCAAUGCUUCUGGAGGUCUGGAUCGAAGGAGAAAGAGUCGGCAGCUAUGCUUCGGAAAUGGCCAAAGCUGUGCGUUUUACCUCUCAGGACCCCACGGAUAAAGCCUUAGGCAAACCUGAAUUGGUGCUUUAUACCCUCGACUUGGAAGACUAUGGGGGCCCUGGGGACUGUAAGGAGGACGCCAGGAAGGGGAAGUCCACCUGCUGCCGGCAGAAGCACUACAUCAACUUCCGGGAGCUCACGUGGACCCAGUACUGGGUCAUCGAGCCGGCGGGGUACCAGGCCUACCAGUGCUCGGGGGGCUGCCUGCAGCCCGGCAGCCUGCUGCGUCGCUUCGGCUAUGGCGAGAGGGCCUGCGCCGUGGUGGAGAGCUCCCCUCUCCCCAUGAUGUACCUCGUCAAGCGGGACAACUACACUGAAAUCGAAGUGGCCGAAUUUCCGAACAUGAUUGUCGAGAAGUGCAGCUGCGUUAUGGACAACAUGGCGCUGGUGUAAGUGCAGAUACCCAGCCAGGGCCCCGCAGCUCUUGCAGAAAAGUGAGAUGUCACUGAGUCCCUUCCUUCCCUGUAACCCUGCCCAGAGCCUGCCGUGGCCCCAGACCCUGUGGUCCAGCAACACAGGCUGGCAGCCAGAGCUGCCGGGUGCCCCGAGGGGAGGUUGUGCCUGGCCGAGCCCCUUCCUCUCACAGUGGCGGGUGGUCACAGGGACCGCUGGCUGCCCAGCUGUGAGGGUCAGCAGUGGCCAAGGCUGCAGCUCCCCUAUGCUCUCCUGUAGAGAGGAUGUGGUUAAAGGCACCAUCCGUACAGAUGGGCUCAGAGGAGCGUCAGGCUUCACAGAGAUACAUAUGCGGGGCAGCAAAAUGUACCUGUGGAGCCUGAUGCUUCCCUGGGCCAGUCUUAUGCUAGCCUAAUUCCAUUUAAUUUGAUGGAGAUACUUCUGAUUUAUGUCAGUCCAGAGCAUUGCAAACAGCUACAGGCAGAAGAGGAAAACGAUAGUGAUCAUUGCUAGGUGAAGAGCUAAUGCAUGGGUUCAGCUUUUAAUUCUAGACUCCUGGUGCUUUGUAAUUUUGUUCAUGUCUGUCCAGGUCAUGUUUACUGUGAAUUGUAGAGCAGAAGCACUUAUAUGUAUAUAUUGUACACACACACACACACACACACACACACACGUACAUAUAUAUAGCAUAUGAAUAUAUAUGUAUAUAUGUAUUGUAUAGAUAUAUGCAUAUGUAUGUACAUAAAAUAUUGUCUAGAACUCAAAGGAUUAUAUUUUUGGCACCUGUACCAUGGCCUUAGCACAGUUUUUAGGCAGAAUUUAGAGUCAUAAAGUCAAUGGGAUUACUAGGACUUAGGUUUACUCUCAUGAGUAAUAGUUUGUAGAAGCAGACCUUAUUUUUCUGGCUGUGUGUUACAGUUACUUCAAUUUAGGGAUAUUGUUCUAGUCUUAUGUGCUUUCAAACUCAAAGAAACAAUAAAAUGUAAAUAUUAAAAUA
Molecule: messenger RNA, 3797 nt
Organism: Dromaius novaehollandiae (emu)
Lineage: Eukaryota; Metazoa; Chordata; Aves; Casuariiformes; Dromaiidae
Product: left-right determination factor 1-like
Exons: 6
Coding region: 1475-2803 (442 amino acids)
Biological process (GO): anterior/posterior axis specification
Cellular component (GO): extracellular region
Molecular function (GO): growth factor activity; transforming growth factor beta receptor binding; cytokine activity
Source: RefSeq, a predicted model, not a curated record